AUGGCUCCAACGACUGUUCCUGUUGGUCCGGCGAAACCCGGCGAAACUGCUCCCAGAAGAAGAACUGCGCAAAAAGACGCUGCAUUGAUCAGACCGCUCGACUCCAAAGCCAAUGUCGUCACCGAGUAUCUCGAGGAAUGUGUGGCCAGAAACACCCACCGCAGAUGUAUGGGCUGGAGAGAUUUGAUCGAAGUCCACAGAGAGACGAAGAAGGUGACCAAGAUUGUCGAUGGCGAGGAGCAGAAAGUCGACAAGGCAUGGACUUACUACGAGAUGUCUCACUACAAAUAUCAAACCUAUCCUGAGGUUUACAGCGACAUCAAGGCGCUUGCGCAUGGAUUUGCCCAGAUCGGCUUGAAGCCAAGCUCUGACAAGCUUCACAUUUUUGCGUCGACGUCUCCAAAGUGGUUGAAGACGUUUUUGGCGGCGCAACACCAAAACAUCACUGUGGUGACUGCUUACGACACCUUGGGCGAAAAAGGUUUGAUCCACUCUAUGGUCUCGACAGAGCUGAAUGCUGUCUUCACUGACAAUGGGCUUCUUUCUGCCUUGAUUAAGCCAUUACAGGAGACCCCGCACGUGAGAACAAUCAUCCACUCGGAGAAAAUUGACCCUGCCGACAAGAGAGAUGGCGGCAGAAUUUACGAGGAGGCUGAAAAGGCAAAGAAGCAAAUUUUGGAAGUGCGUCCAGAUAUCCAAUUCUUCUCAUACGAAGAGGUCUUGGCCAAAGGAAAAGACUUGGUCGACACUCCUUUCGAGCACAAGUCCCAGCCAGAAGACAUUUCGUGUAUCAUGUACACCUCGGGCUCGACAGGCGAACCUAAGGGUGUCGUUUUAACUCAGGCUAACAUCUUGGCUGGUAUUACAGGUCCUUCUACCAAUGCAAGCAGAGACUUGGUCAAGCCUACUGACCGUAUCAUUGCGUUUUUGCCCUUGGCACAUAUUUUCGAGAUGGUUUUCGAGUUGCUUUCUUUCUGGUGGGGUGGCUGUCUUGGCUACGCCAACGUUAAGACAUUGACCGAUGCCUCUUGUAAAAACUGUGAGUCGGACUUGGCUGAGUUCCGUCCAACUAUCAUGGUUGGUGUUGCCACGGUGUGGGAGAAUGUGAGAAAGGGAAUUAUGGCCAAGGUUAAGCAGUUGCCAUCUGUGGUUCAGAAAAUCUUCUGGGCGUCCUUUAAGGCCAAGUCCACCAUGCAACUGCUCCACAUUCCUGGAUCGUCGAUCUUCGAUAUUAUUUUCAAGAAAGUCAAGGCUGCUACAGGUGGUGAAUUGCGUGUUGUUUUGAAUGGAGGCUCUCCUAUCUCAAGAGACACACAAGUGUUCAUCACGACGUUGAUCUGCCCUAUGUUGAUUGGUUACGGUUUGACUGAAACUUGUGCGAACGCUUGUAUUCUUGAACUUCCAAACUUUGAAUAUGGUGUUGUCGGAAGUUUGGUUGGUACCGUUACAUGUAAGUUGGUGGAUGUUCCAGAUGCUGGAUAUUUUGCCAAGAACAACCAAGGUGAGAUUUUGUUGAAGGGAGCUUCUAUUACCAAAGAGUACUGGAAGAAUGAAAAGGAAACAUCUGAAGCCUUCACUGAAGACGGCUGGUUCCAGACCGGUGACAUUGGUGAAUGGCAAUCCAACGGACACUUGAAGAUCAUUGACCGGAAGAAAAACUUGGUGAAGACUGCCAACGGUGAAUAUAUUGCCUUGGAAAAGUUGGAGUCCACUUACAGAUCUAACCCACUUGUGCUCAACAUUUGUGUCUACGCUGACCAAAGCAAGGUGAAACCAAUUGCCAUGAUUUUGCCAAACGAGCAGCAUCUCAAGAACUUUUUGCUUGAUGAGCGUCUCUGCAAAGAAGAAGACUUGAAGCAUAAGGAAAUCUCCGUGUUUUACCACGACAAGAAAGUCGUGGAUGCGGUUAACAAGUCUUUGUUGGCUACUGGUAAGUCGCAAGGAUUGAAGGGAAUUGAGCUUCUUCAAAAUGUCGUGUUGAUCGACGACGAGUGGACCCCUCAGAACGGCUUUGUCACAUCGGCGCAAAAGUUGCAGAGAAAGAAGAUUCUUGAGGCGUACAAGAAGGAUGUUGAGAAGGCGUACGCCUAG
This is a messenger RNA of Clavispora lusitaniae ATCC 42720, 2091 nucleotides long. RefSeq names its product long-chain fatty acid-CoA ligase (gene FAA4). Gene Ontology annotation, molecular function: long-chain fatty acid-CoA ligase activity. Gene Ontology annotation, cellular component: endoplasmic reticulum; plasma membrane; lipid droplet. Gene Ontology annotation, biological process: long-chain fatty acid metabolic process; long-chain fatty-acyl-CoA metabolic process. The record is from RefSeq and is a predicted model, not a curated record. Lineage: Eukaryota; Fungi; Ascomycota; Pichiomycetes; Serinales; Metschnikowiaceae.